AUGGGUCAUAUGGGCAAGAUGGAAAAUAGCAAUUUGGGGCAAAUGGUGAACAAGUAUAUAAGGAAAAGCAAUAGAAGUUCUUGGACCGAAGAAACGAUGCAGAUGGCGAUGAAUGAAGCUAAAACUACAUCAAUAAGCUCGGCGUCAAAAAAAUAUGGAAUUCCAAUCGGAACUUUUUAUCGUCAUAUUAAAAAAGCGGACUCGUCCAAAAACUUAGGAAGGUUUAAACCUGUUUUUUCAAAAGAACUGGAGAGGGAAAUAUGUGAUCUUGCAAUGGAACGUGAUAUACUUUUUUAUGGUUUAACAAAGCGAAGUCUACAACAACUAGCUUAUGAGGUAGCGAAAGUAAAUAAUAUUCCGCAUCCUUUUGCAUGUGAAAAAGCUGGAAAGGCAUGGCUUGAUGAUUUCAUGAAAAGACAUCCCCAACUGGCGUACAGGACACCAGAACCCACAGCUUUAGCUCGUUGUUCUGCUUUUAAUCGCACGCAAGUGAAUCGGUUCUAUGAUAACCUGUGGAGCAUUAUAUCUCACCAUAACUUUUUGACAAGACGACCCGAUGACAUCUAUAAUAUGGAUGAGACUGGUGUCAAGACCAGUGCUUCCAAACCUCCAAGAGUUAUUUCUGUAAAAGGUAAAAAACAAGUAGGAGUUGUAGCAACAGCAGAAAAAGGGCAACAUACCACAGUAAUCUGUGCUUGCAGCGCAACUGGUCGAUUCAUCCCUCCUUGCUUUAUAUUUGGACAAAGAAAAAGAAUGAAUGAACGCCUUCUAGAUGGACCUCCUAAUGGUUCUCUAGCUUGGGUUUCAGAUUCUGGUUGGAUAACUAACAGCACUUUUAACAACUGGCUAAAAAUUUUUAUUGAUAAAACAAGACCAAAACAAGACAGACCAGUUUUAUUGAUUCUAGAUAACUAUUCUACUCAUCAAAACUUGGAAGCUUUAAAUUUAGCUCGACAAAACCAUUUAAUUAUGGUCAGUAUUCCCCCCCAUACGAGCCAUAAGCUACAACCAUUGGAUGUGUCAGUUUACCGUUCAUUCAAAGUAGCUUUUGAGCAAGCGCUAGAUACUUUUCAAAAGAAUCAUCCCGGAAGAAGGGUAAAUCAGUUUGAUAUAGCUAGACUUGUCGGCAUUGCCUAUGAAAAAAGCGCUACUGUACAAAAUGCCACAAAUUUGGAUUUUGCACCUGCAACUGUUUAUGAAAAUGCUGCAGUUAUUGAAGAGCAAUCAAAUACUGCUGUAACAGAUGGAGACAAAAAUAAAGACCCUGUCGUUGCGGAAAACAUAGGUUUAAAUAAUGAUAAUGUUACAGAAAUUGAAAAUCCAUGUGAUGUCAUCAAGGAUCCUGUUGAGAAAAACAAUACUGAUGAACCACCCGCUGGCAACGAUAGUGAAGGCAAACAGAAAGAAGAAAAGGAACUUAAUUCUGACGAUAAAAAAAAUGAAAAAAAUCUACUUAUUAUUAUUAAUGUUUAA
Acanthoscelides obtectus is the source of this 1473-nucleotide messenger RNA. The record is from the annotation of a GenBank genome assembly. NCBI's taxonomy places the organism in Eukaryota, Metazoa, Arthropoda, Insecta, Coleoptera, Chrysomelidae.